Molecule: messenger RNA, 3996 nt
Organism: Microtus ochrogaster (prairie vole)
Lineage: Eukaryota; Metazoa; Chordata; Mammalia; Rodentia; Cricetidae
Gene: Asb7
Product: ankyrin repeat and SOCS box containing 7
Biological process (GO): intracellular signal transduction
Molecular function (GO): protein binding
Source: RefSeq, a predicted model, not a curated record
AGGUUCCAGUGCGGCCGCUGAUUGGUUGCCGAAGGCUUGGUCCCAUCCCAGUGACCCCAAAGUGCUGGAAGGAGGGGGCGGGGGUGGCCCAGUGCAAAGUGCAUCCCGAAAGCCCCCUGUCGGGACACCCCGCUGCUGACACUUCGGACCUGGUACGAUUUGGGGGUCUCCCUGUCCCCAGACCUCUUGAGUCCCUCGGUAGCUGGAAGCCUCCGGCCCGGCGCGCGGCAGACCCCUGGUCUGAGCCCCUGGACUGGGACUGCCCCCCCACCCCAACCCGAGCCGGCACUUCCUCCCUGCACCCCUUCCCGGAGGCUGCCCCUGAGGCCAAGACCGCCACCUCCAACCGGAUCGGCUAUCUGGAUGCUCUCCGGGUUGGGGCCGUGAAGCACCGAGGAGGAUCAGGAACACGGUGUCCGGCCCUGCCUGGGGUGUUUCUUCAAUGGAGAAGUUGGUGAAUGUGGAGGAGGCUGAAAGGAGAGAGAGGAGCUGCAGCUGAAGGGACAGGUUUGAGCUGGCUGGAGGACACUCGUGAGCAGAAGGGGACCUACCCACACACCCAGGGACCUACCCACCCACCCACCGGAGAAGCGGCGGCGGGACUGCUUUGGACCGGCAUCCUCUCUAAAGGUGAAGAAAACUCUUGCUCCGAGGCCUGGACACGCUGGGAACCCCUUCCCCACGAUGCUCCUUGUGCACGAUGGUCAUUAGGCGACCUGUCUACCAAGAGAAGAGUCAUUCUUCUGUAAGGCUGAUUCCUUUGACCUAAUGACUGGUUGGUGAAAAGCGGACUCUGCUAGGAUGUUACACCACCACUGUCGGAGGAACCCUGAGCUCCAGGAAGAAUUGCAGAUUCAGGCUGCGGUAGCUGCCGGAGAUGUUCACACAGUACGGAAGAUGCUGGAGCAAGGCUAUUCCCCAAAUGGCCGAGAUGCCAAUGGCUGGACCUUGCUCCAUUUCUCUGCAGCAAGAGGAAAGGAGAGAUGUGUUCGGGUGUUUCUAGAACAUGGAGCUGAUCCUACGGUUAAGGACUUAAUCGGAGGCUUCACCGCACUGCAUUACGCAGCCAUGCACGGCCGGGCCCGGAUCGCACGCCUGAUGCUAGAGUCUGAAUACAGGAGUGACAUUAUUAAUGCAAAAAGCAAUGACGGCUGGACUCCUCUCCACGUGGCUGCCCACUAUGGUAGGGACUCAUUCGUCCGGCUCCUUCUGGAGUUCAAGGCUGAGGUCGACCCCCUCAGUGAUAAAGGUACAACCCCGCUUCAGCUUGCCAUCAUCCGGGAGAGGUCGAGCUGCGUGAAAAUCCUCCUGGACCACAACGCCAACAUCGACAUUCAGAAUGGAUUCCUGUUGCGCUACGCUGUGAUCAAAAGCAAUCACUCUUACUGCCGCAUGUUCCUUCAGAGAGGGGCAGACACAAACUUGGGGCGCCUGGAAGACGGACAGACUCCUUUACAUUUGUCUGCCCUUCGCGAUGACGUGCUCUGUGCACGGAUGUUGUAUAACUAUGGAGCGGACACGAACACAAGGAACUAUGAAGGGCAGACCCCACUGGCCGUCUCAAUAAGUAUUUCAGGAAGUAGUCGGCCAUGUUUGGAUUUCUUACAAGAAGUCACAAGACAACCCAGAACCCUGCAGGACCUGUGCCGAAUUAAAAUUCGACAGUGUAUAGGCCUUCAAAACCUGAAGCUGCUUGAUGAACUACCAAUUGCCAAGGUCAUGAAAGACUACUUAAAACACAAAUUUGAUGAUAUCUGAUAUACCUGGACUGUGAACAAGAUAAAGAGUUAUUCCAGACACUUAAGAGGCUUUGGGCCUUGCACAAAGUAUAUCCUAUGCAAUUUCUGAUUUGCUGUGAAGUCAGAAGGCAGGUAUACACUUUUAGGUUUUUUGUUUGUUUGCUUUUCAUUUUAGGGGAGGGAUUUUUUUAUACAUAUAUAAACACACACACCACACGCUUGAAGGUCUUAAUUUGGUUUUUUGGUCCAAGUCUAUGAGGUCCAAGCCUUUCUAUACAAUAAUGCAUUUAGAAAAAAUGGUUUUUCCUAAAUGCACCAACACAGGCAGGUUUAAAGUGGAAGGUUUUCCCCUUUAUUGCUCCAGUUUCAUUGGUGAACAAGGUACUAAGAAACUAGUAGAACACUUGUCAAGUCUGGAGGUCUCGGGCUCACCCAGCAGAUCCUGGGUGACGCUGGAAAAAUCCCUACAAAGAAACUUACAGUGAUGCUAUCACCUCCCUCAUUCAUUUUUAAUGAGUACAGAUGAGCUGUUUAAAAAUUCUUUUUUCACUUCUAAUUAAUGUAGCUUUCCAAUGGAAAAAAAAACCAGUACCUCUGCUUCCUUUUGGUGUGCGCUUAUUUUUAAAUUAUUCUUUUUAAACAACUGUAGGACACUAUUCUGAGACAUUGUGUUUCAAUUCCUCUCUCUCUUGUUGAACUGUACUUUUAAAACGAGAUUAAUGGGGAACAGAAUUAACUUUUUAAAGCCAGUGUCUUCUGUUUUUUUAAAAAAAACAGUGCCUAUUGUGCAACUCUCUCUGUGUAGUUUCUCGAUCUCUCACCCGUCCCGUUCCGCCGGCCUCCUCGCAGCCCUCCAUGCAGGACCACCCCUUCCAUUCCCGCCGCAGCGUGUCGCCUCAACCUCCAUUUUAAGUUUUGGUUUUCAUUUCAUUUUAAGGAACAAAUUUCAUAUCCUGGUGAUACAGUGUUCCCUAGAAAUAGCCCACAUUCUUGCUAAACCAUUUGAUUUUAGUGAUUAAAUAAUUUGGGGUAGUUUCAUGGUGUUUUUUUUCCCCCUUUCCUGGUAAUAUGUAUACAUUUAUAUUUUAAGGGUAAAAAUCUCUAAUGGGCACUCUUUUGUGAGGGCACUCUUUUGUGAGCCUGGCAAAUAGCUGGUAUGCUAAUUAAAUAUUUCCUGUUUGGAAGGUAGGUACAGUAAAGCUCUUCAAGACAAAUGUGUUCUUUUCUGAGUUGGUUGUGCAAGAUAAACCCGGAUGUGGUGAAGUACCAAUAGCAAGGGAGGAGGUCCCGUGGGCCCAAGGCUUCAGGGAUGUGCCCCCCACACGUGCUCACUGCUUCAUUCGUCAUCAUGUUAGUGUAAAGAGAUCCUUUCCAAGUGCCCCGAUGUCAUUCUUAGUGCCGUGACAAAUUUUUAAAAUAUUUAUAACUGUUGAUAAAUUUGCUAUCAGAAGUUUGCAAGGUAAGGGCUUCUCCUUUCUUGUCAGAACUGCCAGUUUGGGGGCACCAAGCAUAAAACUCUUUUUACCCCAAAAUGUGAAACUCGGCUUCACCGGGUUCAGGCCAACUGUGGCUGUCUUCUGAAGCCCAGCGUUUGUCAUUUUGGCUGCAAGGUAGCUGUGCCGUCAGAACAUGGACUCUGCAUAGACCUGGAUGGCACACAGACUCCCGAACAGGCAGCUGGGGCAAGAGAGAUGAUUCAGGGACUCGCUCGUGUGCCCAUAGACUCCCUUAAGCAAGCCAGGGAGCAUACAACCAGAGUUAGAGCUGGCCCCUAAGUAGAGCUGGGAACCCAGUGGACAGGCCUGGCUGUUUGCUGUGACCUUAUCUGGAAGGUCAUCUCCAUGGAGAUCCCCCUGCAAAGGCGGCUGUGCAGCUGUGUUCUCAUUCUUUAUUCAGGACCCAGAUCAAGGCUGGAGGCUCAUGAACAGCCUGAGGAACACAGAGUGACCAGUUACCUGAGUGUAACUUCUACUAGAACCCCAAGCCCAGCAAGGGAAGUGGAGGGAGGGAGCCUGGAGUCUGCACUCUGAGCUGCCAUGUUAGUGUCCCAGUUGCACAGGACUCGUGUGUGUGUGUGUGUGUGUGUGUGUGUGUGUGUGUGUGUGUGUUAAUUUAUUCAGCAAGUUGACGACACUCAUUCCCCAGCCAUUCAGAGGGUUCUGAACCAAGCCAUGAGAUUGAGUCAGGGAAUCCCAAGUAAAAAAGAUCCAUAUUAAGGCAAAUUCUUUGUUCUGUGUGCUGCUGUGACUUCAGAAAA